This is a messenger RNA of Verticillium alfalfae VaMs.102, 642 nucleotides long. Its product is annotated as DnaJ domain-containing protein. NCBI's taxonomy places the organism in Eukaryota, Fungi, Ascomycota, Sordariomycetes, Glomerellales, Plectosphaerellaceae. Bases 1 to 642 code for a protein of 213 amino acids. The record is from RefSeq and is a predicted model, not a curated record. The transcript is spliced from 2 exons.
AUGGCCAAUGAUGCAAAAGAAGAGACUGAUGCGCUUGAUGCGCUUGAGCUCGAGGCUAAGGAGUUUGACAAGGACGCCGAGAUUGACAGGAUCCUAAAAGCCUUCCGCCUCGAUGCCUAUGCCGUUCUCGACCUGCAACCAGGUGUGCCCGACUCGGACAUCAAAAUGUGCUACCGGAAGAAGUCCCUCCUUAUCCAUCCCGACAAGACCAAGAACCCGCAGGCGCCCGACGCCUUUGACCGCCUCAAGAAGGCGCAGACCGAGCUCAUGGACGAAAAGCACCGCGAGCGCCUGGACGAGGCCAUUGCCGAUGCCCGCAUGCUGCUGAUUCGUGAGAACAAGUGGACCGUCGACAGCGAGGAGCUCAAGACGCCCGAAUUUGCCAAAAUGUGGCGGGACAAGUCCCGUGUUGUCCUCAUCGACAAUGAGCACCGACGACGCAGGCAGCUGAAGGGUCAGAUGCAGGAGGAGGGUCGCGAGCAGAAGAAGCAGGAGGAGGAGCUCGACCAGAGGAAACGCAAGAGGCAGCACGAACAGGACUGGGAGGCCACGCGUGACCAGCGCAUCGACAGCUGGCGAACUUUUCAAAAGGGAAAAUCGGGCGAGGGCAAGAAGAAGAAGAAGAUGAAGCCCAUUGGCUGA